Marasmius oreades (fairy-ring Marasmius) is the source of this 1784-nucleotide messenger RNA. RefSeq lists its product as uncharacterized. Lineage: Eukaryota; Fungi; Basidiomycota; Agaricomycetes; Agaricales; Marasmiaceae. The transcript has 4 exons. The coding region runs from base 29 to 1459 and encodes 476 amino acids. The record is from RefSeq and is a predicted model, not a curated record.
CGGCCACUAGGAUCUGAGGCUGACGUUUAUGAUCAUUGCUGACGUUGAGUCGAGCACCGUCCACACUGGCACUAUGACAACUUCGGCAGCUCCUCCGUCACCUCAGGAGAUACAGAGGAAGUUAUCCGUUCACUCUGUAAAUAGAAACAUCAAGCCAGCACCCGUCUCUGUACCCCCAGUUUCUGGUACAGAAUCCGAUUCGGACUCCAUCUCAACUCCAGAUGUUUGGUCAAUGUCGCCCUCUGGACUGACUGGCACUAAUCAACAUGGACUGUCUUCAAUUGCCGAGAGGAGAUCAGGAAGUGGGGAAGACUCCGAAGACGAAGACGACGAGGGCGAAGGAGGCUGGAAGACAGCUGAAGGCAACGAUCAAAGGCGAGGCUCGUUUGAUGAGGGUGUCAUCAAAACUGGUUAUCUCUGGAAGAAGGGCGAACGGAGAAAGACGUGGAAGAAGCGCUGGUUUGUCCUACGCCCCGCCCACCUCGCGUACUACAAAACGGCAGCAGAAUACCAACUUCUACGACUUUUAGAUCUCUCGGAUGUUCACUCUUGCACGAAAGUAUCCCUCAAGCGCCAUGACAAUGCGUUUGGUCUCGUUUCCCCCGUACGGACCUUUUACCUUCAAGCCAAAACAUCUGAAGAACUACAAGCAUGGGUGCAAGCAAUUGAAGAAGCGAGGCAAGCAUUGAAUCUCCAAUCCUCAGGAAGUGCACCCAUACCGAUACCCCGAACUGAGCGGUCUAAUUCACGAGCUCCUACUAUCUCCCCUUCACCCCCAUCUCAAACGCACUGCGUUACCUCUUCGGACUCGGACGACGCCUCGCCCACAAGUUACCAAACGAUGCCACCGAUCACCCAGACCCCAUCCGUUGUCACCUCUUCACCGUCCAAGAGCAACACUACGACACAAAAGGACCCGACCAAGGCAGUUCUCUCUGGGUACCUCAUGAAGUGUGGUUCCAAACGGCGAACUUGGCACAAGCGAUGGUUCGUCCUUACAGGAGAAAAACUCGUGUAUUCUGAUAGCCAUAUGGAUACCAAACCUCAUAGACAGUUUCUGUACUCGGAUAUCCUCGACGCUCUCGAAUACGACGUCCCAUCCCAUCGCCACCAUGCAAGUCCGGUCUCUUCCCCGCCAAUCGAGUCCGACAGACCUGAAAAGUCACAUACUUUCAAGAUUGUCACCACGAAGAAGACGUUACUGGUCUGUGCACCCAGCGAGGAGGAUGAAAUUACCUGGCUGGGCGCAAUUCGAGCACUGAUUGCCCGUCGUUCUGCAGGCCCCGGCCACAAUGAACCUCUGAAGGCAGGGACCGACACAAGCCCCAACAGUUCUGGUUUCACGUCCUCUGGAGGAAGUUCAGGCCUGAAAGCGAAAGUUAGACGACUGAGCGCCAGCGCCGCCCCCGGUAUAUCGGCCGUUUCUCGAGCGGAUGAAGGCGCCCAAAAGCAAUCUUGAAGUAUAUAUCAUUUAUGAUGAUAGGUUGCAAGCAGCUGGGAACGGGCUUACCGCCUUUCUCCACCAUCAAGCUUCUUCUCUAUCAUUCAUUUGCUUUCGGAAAAUGUAAAUCGUCAUCGGAUGGAAUUGCUCUUAGUUGCCGGACGUUGAUAGUUUGUUUCUCCUCUCUCAAUGUUUUAUUUCCUAGUGUCGACUGCUUUGGCCCUUUGGAUUCCCAUUCCCAUGCCUCACCUGCAUCACUAAUCUUGUGUUUCCGUCUAAAUGUAGGAGUGAAUCUGUAUUUUAUGAUGAAUCUGACGAUCCUCUUGCUCGCGCACUUUCUCCC